This is a messenger RNA of Aspergillus wentii DTO 134E9, 1779 nucleotides long. Its product is annotated as putative DnaJ domain protein. Lineage: Eukaryota; Fungi; Ascomycota; Eurotiomycetes; Eurotiales; Aspergillaceae. The transcript is spliced from 2 exons. The coding region runs from base 294 to 1553 and encodes 419 amino acids. Gene Ontology annotation, biological process: protein refolding. Gene Ontology annotation, molecular function: Hsp70 protein binding. The record is from RefSeq and is a predicted model, not a curated record. Gene Ontology annotation, cellular component: cytoplasm.
UAUUUUGUUAUCUGAAGUCCAACUCUUUUCACUUUACACUCUUUUUCCAAUUCCUCAGUUACGGUCGAGGGUCUAGUGAUUCGAGCCCAUCCAAACACCCCCCGAAUCGACCUCGCCAAUCCCUCAACGAGAGGGGAAAAGCUCCCGCUUCCUUUUCCGCCUAUACAUACAAACCUGAGUAUACGGCAAAAUCGACACAACGAAUGGGUUGUCACCCAUUCGAUUAACGAGGUUCCUUUUUCAACGGGCGCAUGAGCUGCAGACGCAGCUUGCAUUGAUUGCGCAACGACACGAUGCUUUACAUUCGCCUUUUCUUUGCCAUUGCGUUGGUUUUGUUGCCGUUGGUGUUGGCGGCGGAAGAUUACUAUAAGGUGUUGGGGCUGGAUAAAUCUGCGUCGGAGAAGGAUGUCAAGCGGGCGUAUCGGAAUUUGAGCAAGAAGUUUCAUCCUGAUAAGAAUCCAGGUGAUGAUGCCGCUCGGGAUAGGUUCGUCGAGAUAGCCGAUGCUUACGAUGUCCUAUCUACGCCUACAACUCGCAAAAUCUACGACCAGUACGGCCACGAUGGAAUUGAACAACACCGACAGGGAGGACAGGCCGGACGACCCGCCAACGAUCCGUUUGAUUUGUUUUCGCGCUUCUUCGGCGGUGGAGGACACUUUGGUCAUGCCCCGGGUCAUCGACGAGGACCGGAUAUGGAGAUGCGCGUUGGGGUUCCCUUGCGCGACUUCUACACAGGUCGGGACAUCCAGUUCGUGCUUGAGAAACAGCAGAUCUGUGAUACGUGCGAAGGAACGGGAUCCGCGGACCGUGAGGUGGUUACCUGUAACCAGUGCGGAGGACGCGGAAUGGUGAUCAGGAAGCACAUGCUGGCGCCGGGCAUGUUCCAGCAGGUCCAAAUGGCGUGUGACAAGUGCGGAGGACAAGGGAAGCAGAUCAAGAAGCCGUGUCCCGUGUGUCAUGGGCAACGUGUGGUACGCAAGGAUGUCGAUACCUUCGCAACCAUCGAACCGGGUAUGGACAAGGGCACGCGCAUUGUAUUCGAGAACGAAGCCGACGAGAACCCGGACUGGAUUGCGGGCGAUCUGGUCCUUGUUCUGGAGGAGAAGGAACCCGAGAUUGCCGAAUCGGAGGAACAACGCACAGAUGGCACAUUCUUCCGUCGUAAGGGACGGGAUUUGUUCUGGAAGGAGGCUCUCUCGCUGCGCGAGGCGUGGAUGGGCGAGUGGACACGCAACGUCACCCAUCUCGACGGACAUGUUGUCCAACUAAGCCGAAAGCGCGGGCAGGUCGUCCAGCCCUUGUCCGUGGAGACAGUCAAGGGUGAGGGCAUGCCGUUCUGGUCCGAGAACCCCGUCCAUGGUCAUGAAGAGAACCAGGAACCCGGUAAUCUCUACGUCGAAUACACCGUUGUGCUGCCCGAUCAGAUGGAAAGUGGUAUGGAGAAGGAUUUCUUCGCUUUGUGGGAGAAGUGGAGGAAGAAGAACGGUGUUGAUCUGGGCAAGGAUAGCGGCCGACCUAUGCCUUCGUCGGUACCAGUCAAGGAUGAGUUGUGAUGAUAAUCUAAGUGAAUUAUUGCCUUGACACUUGGACUAGACUAUAUUUGCCUGUCCGAGGGCCAUGCAAGGUUGUGACCACGCAAUAAGAUUGUAUAAAUAGUGAUUCAUAGAGAGCUUAUGUGAUACCUUUGAAGACUGCAUUUUGCGACGAACUCAUGGUGCCUGCCUACUUUAACGGCCGAAAAAGAUAAGUAUCUGAAUUAACGAAAUCGCACAAAAAAAA